Molecule: messenger RNA, 725 nt
Organism: Salvia hispanica
Lineage: Eukaryota; Viridiplantae; Streptophyta; Magnoliopsida; Lamiales; Lamiaceae
Product: protein CURVATURE THYLAKOID 1A, chloroplastic-like
Cellular component (GO): thylakoid; chloroplast thylakoid membrane
Source: RefSeq, a predicted model, not a curated record
GGCAUAGCAAAACAGAGAAAAGCCAGCAUUGCACAAAUCACAUUUGCUUGAGCUUCAGUCAAAAAUGGCAGCGGCAGCUUCUACUUCAAUGGCGGCCACCACUCCUGUCUUGCUCCACCGCCUCCCUGCCGUCAGGCCAGCGGCCGUCUUCUGCCCCUUGCCCCAACGUCCAACCCUUUCAGCCACUCCCUUCAAGAUACUCAAAGAGUGUAGGAGGUCUUCCCAGCUCCUUGUGAGAGCCUCUUCGUCGGAGGAGAGCUCUCUUGAUACCAAUGAAUUGUUCAAUGACCUCAAAGAAAAGUGGGAUGCUGUUGAAAACAAAACCACUGUGAUUAUUUAUGGUGGUGGCUCCAUUGUUGCAAUUUGGUUUGCUUCCACAUUUGUUGGUGCAAUAAACUCGAUUCCAUUGCUCCCCAAGAUCUUGGAGUUGGUCGGGCUUGCAUACACAGCGUGGUUUGUGUACCGUUACCUGCUCUUCAAGUCAAGUAGAAAGGAACUGGUAACAGACAUAGAAGCAUUGAAAAGCAAGAUUGCUGGAACUGAGUAAAUGCUUGCGAGCCUUUGCCACAUUCAUCUCAGCCUCAGAUCAGUGAAACAACUUAAUAUAUAUGAACACAUAUGCUUGUGUGAGAGAGAUCCGAUGUUGUAAUUUAGAGUAGGAUAUAUGUAUGCAUUUUUUGUUUCAUCUUAUUUCAAUUAAUACAUUCCUUGUUUCACUAGCUCAA